AUCCCACUGUGCCUGAUAGUCCUUCACCAGCCGCAGCAUCAAGCAAUCACUAUACAGCUUCCUAGCUCUUUCAUCAUACUUUCCUCUCCUCAGUAGCAACUGAACUACAACUGCUCUCCAAUACAAUGGCCGCAGAGACAGAAAACACGCUCCAGAAGGUCGACUCGCUCACCGAAGAGCACAAGGAUGGCGCCGCCAAGAAGGGCCACCGCAGAGUCAGCUCUAUGGCUGCUGAUGUCUACCGCAUCGAAGACCUAGAGAAGGAGGGCAAGAAGAUUGAGAUCUCAAUCGAGACACAGAAGCUCAACUGGAAGCUCAACAAGUCACCCACAACUGUCGAGGACCCAGCUGUCUUGAAGCUGCCACUCACCGAGCCUAAGCUCAAGUCCAUUGCCCUGCACUUCCCGCUGGGCCUAGAAGUCACCGCACGGAACAUGAAGGGCGUUACCAUCAAAGACGCAUUAGACGCUAUCCACAAGCAGUUCAAGAAGCGUGCAGACGAUGAGUUCGAGAAGCCUUACCUAAUGGGCUUUGAGUGGGACCCCGAGGAGUGCUACACUCGCUUCAUUGUUCACCAGUCGGCCGUACCAACCGCGCCCAACUCGUUCGGCUCCGGUGGCAAGAAGAAGAAGAGCAAGAAGGCCGAGGGCGAGGAGGGUUCCUAAAUGAAGAACUCGCCCCCUUCCCAAACUUCGACUUCUACACACAGCCUCUGUCAUACUUCCAUGCUUCGGCAUAGGUUUGUGCGGGGUAUGGAUAUGCACUCGAGUGCUGGUCAAUCUUCGUAUCGAUAUGGGAAGAGCGAGCGCUUCUGCUGCAAUGGCAUAGCUGGCACACCACAUACUUGUACAAGUAGGUGAUCUGUUGGCCGUUGUCGUCGCCAGGUAGAUAUGCGUCGUGGAACCGUUCGCGAAGUGCUUGCUAGACACAAGGCAGCACUAGCUUAUGUAGGCUCUUAGGUAACAUUUCGGGUUGCUGGAAAGCGCCUGAGGUAAUAAGAAGAGCUGCUUAUCGUGA
Pyrenophora tritici-repentis Pt-1C-BFP is the source of this 1017-nucleotide messenger RNA. RefSeq lists its product as uncharacterized. The record is from RefSeq and is a predicted model, not a curated record. Lineage: Eukaryota; Fungi; Ascomycota; Dothideomycetes; Pleosporales; Pleosporaceae.